AUGUCAGCCUACCCCGCAUUCGCUAUGGGUGGAUUCUGCCUGCUGGGAGGGUUAACAGGCUUUGCCCGUACUCGAAGCAUACCCUCCCUCGUCGCUGGAGUUGGUGUCGGUGCCGCUUACCUCUGGGCUGGAGAUCGUAUCCGGAAGGGCCAGCAGAAUGGAAUUGAAGCAGCUAUCGGAGCUUCGGCUGUCCUCUUUGCUGGAUCCGCUCCCCGAAUGCUUAAGGGGCCAGUCCCCGCGAUGUUAACUGCGACAUCUACGGCUGCAGGCAUUUACUAUGGGAAAACUGCAUACGCUUUAAGAAGGCAUGAUGCUGAGAACCCGCAUGCUCAUUAA
This is a messenger RNA of Mycena indigotica, 336 nucleotides long. Its product is annotated as TMEM14 protein-like protein. The transcript has 4 exons. The record is from RefSeq and is a predicted model, not a curated record. The coding region runs from base 1 to 336 and encodes 111 amino acids. Gene Ontology annotation, cellular component: membrane. NCBI's taxonomy places the organism in Eukaryota, Fungi, Basidiomycota, Agaricomycetes, Agaricales, Mycenaceae.